Linum tenue is the source of this 1506-nucleotide messenger RNA. NCBI's taxonomy places the organism in Eukaryota, Viridiplantae, Streptophyta, Magnoliopsida, Malpighiales, Linaceae. The record is from the annotation of a GenBank genome assembly.
AUGAAAACUCUCAGCCAACCAACGCUAUUAAUCCUUUCAUUAUCACUCCUCUUCCUAACGCUUCACUUCCCUCCAACACAAGCCAAGUUCGCCGGACUUGGCAUCCACAGACCAAAUAGCCCAAAGCAAGCAAGGCAGCUCGCUGCCUCCGCCGCCCACGAUGACGAGAGUGGUGAUUUCGUGACGUUUUACUACAACCAGACGCUUGACCACUUCAACUACAAGCCGGAAAGUUACACCACUUUCCGGCAGAGGUACAUCGUCAACGUCAAACACUGGGGUGGCGCCGAUACCAACGCUCCCAUUUUGGUCUACUUUGGGCCCGAAGACAGGAUCGACUACGCCUGGACCGAUAUUGGCUUCCUCACUGAGAAUGCUCCCCAUUUCAAGGCCCUCCUCUUAUAUAUCGAGCAUCGGUACUACGGGGAGUCCGUCCCGUUUGGGUCGUGGGAGAAAGCUUCGAGAAACGCCACUUCCCUCGGCUACUUGAACUCUGCUCAGGCGAUUGCGGAUUAUGCCGCCAUCAUCCUCCACGUCAAGCAGACUUACUCGGCCAAGAACUCCCCCGUCAUCGUCGUUGGAGGAUCCUACGGUGGAAUGCUGGCGUCCUGGUUCAGGCUGAAGUACCCACACGUAGCGAUUGGAGCGCUGGCUUCGUCGGCUCCAAUUCUCUAUUUCGAUGGAGUCGCGCCUGGAGAUGGCUACUACUCCGUCGUCACAAAGGAUUUCAAAGAAGAUAGCAAGAGCUGCUACGAGACGAUUCGCAGGUCGUGGGUUGAAAUCGAAAGAGUGGCUUCCAAGCCCGACGGCCUUUCACUCCUCGGCAAGAAAUUCAAAACUUGCCGUCCUUUGAGAAGGACAUUCGAUUUGAAGGAUUACUUGGACUCCAUGUACGCGGAGGCGGCGCAGUACAACGAGCCGCCGGAGUAUCCCGUCAGCAUAGUCUGCCGUGCCAUCGACGGAGCCCCGGACGGCGACGUUCUGGGGCAGAUACUCGCCGGCGUGGUUGCUUACAAGGGAGACAGCUCCUGCUACGAUGUCUACGACUCCUCUCCUCCUACGGCUUCAGACAGUGCAUGGAAAUGGCAGACGUGCAGCGAGCUAGUAUUCCGAAUAGGGCACGAUAGCGACACGAUGUUCCCGCCGGAGCCUUUCAACAUCAACAGCUUCACCAAGAAUUGCGAGAGCCGAUUUGGAAUCCUUCCACAGCCUCACUGGGUCACCACCUUUUAUGGAGGCCACGACUUGAAGCUGGCUCUGCGUAGAUUUGCUAGCAACAUCAUCUUCUCAAAUGGGAUGAGAGAUCCUUACAGCAGCGGCGGGGUGUUGAAGGACAUAUCAGAUAGCAUUAUCGCAUUGUCUACCGUUAAUGGAUCUCAUAGUCUGGAUAUACUGACAUCAAGGCCAAGUGACCCCGAUUGGUUAAUCAAGCAGCGCAAGACUGAGCUGGAAAUUAUCGGGAGGUGGCUUUCGAAGUACUACACAGAUCUAGUGCAGUUGAAAUAG